This is a messenger RNA of Pyrenophora tritici-repentis Pt-1C-BFP, 5946 nucleotides long. NCBI's taxonomy places the organism in Eukaryota, Fungi, Ascomycota, Dothideomycetes, Pleosporales, Pleosporaceae. The record is from RefSeq and is a predicted model, not a curated record.
AUGAAAACCAGCCAUCAAACAGUUCUUCUCUUUGGAGAUGUCACGGAUUCAUGGGUUGAGGGCAUCGAUCAUGUCUAUAUGCAGGCUGCAACAAAGCCAUGGCUUCAGUCGUUCUUGGACAAUCUCUUUUCCGCCAUCAAGACAGAAACCAAAGCUAUGGACCGAGUCCUGCAAGAAAGUUGUAAGGGUUGCUCCAGUCUUCAAGAGUUGGCCGAGAGAUAUCGACACACCGGAGAUGAGUUUGGUAUGGCGCAUGCCAUGCUGAUCUAUGCGGUCCGAGCUGUGGUUCUCCUAGAGGCUGUAAAUCGGGAGCCGCAUAUACUUGACUCAAGCCGACCUAGGCCCGAGAUUAUCGGUAUCUCCGGAGGCCUUUUCAGUGCCGCGGUGAUGUCAAUCUCGACCAACUUCGAAACUCUUUAUGCAGCAUGCAUCGAGGCUGGUCGUAUAUGGUCAAGACUCUGCAAUCUUACCUUGGUAAGAUCAAGGGCCAUGGAGGAGCGCCCCGGUACUUGGGGCUGGGCCAUUCUCGGUAUCUCAGCAGCAGAGCUGGGUGAAACCCUGGAACAGUUUCAAAGUUCCAUGGGCAUUCCUUCCUCCAAGAGAGCAAAGGUCGGAGUCCUCGGAGAUCGAUGGAGUACGAUCAUAGGGCCUCCUUCUGUUAUAGAGCUUGCCUUGAGCGAAUGUCCUAGUUUGAAGAAUCUUCCAAAGAAUGAGCUCAACAUCCAUGCUCUUCAACAUACCUUGAGCAUCUCAGAGGCUGAUAUCGACUACAUCGUUGGACAUUCCCCGCUACUAGAGACACCCCUACGUCCUGGCUACAGGAUACAUGGAUUGGAUGACGAUUCUCCGGAAGCAAGCUACCCAGAAUGGAGACAUCUCCUGAGCGCUUCAGCAUACCAGACCUUAUCACGGCCUCUGGACAUCACUCAGGCUGUCAGCAAUCUGGACGCCGCUCUGGAAGCAUCACAGCAUAUUGAUGCCAAGAUCAUCGGUCCUAGUAGCCACACAACAUAUCUUGCCAAGGUCCUACAGACCGCGGGAAGGGGGGUGUCUAUCCAGAACGAUUUAUCUACAAGCCCACAAACUUCAGGUACAAGUAACGGUAUCGCCAUUGUCGGCAUGGCAGGCAAGGGACCAGGCAGCGAUGACCUCGAAGAAUUCUGGAAUGUCAUAUUAAAAGGUCUCGAUCUACAUGAAGAAGUCCCAUCCGAUCGAUUCAACUUGGAAGAAUACUAUUCGCCCAAGCAUCCACCAGCCGGCCCAGGCAAAUGUACCAUGACCUGCCGUCACGGGUGCUUCAUGAAUAAUCCUGGACACUUCGACUCCAAGUUCUUCCAUAUAUCGCCCAGAGAAGCUAUGCUCAUGGACCCUACUCAUCGAUUGUUCUUGAUGAACGCAUAUGAGGCCCUCGAGAUGGCGGGAUAUUCAGAUGGUCAAACCAAGAGGGUCUUAUCUGAUUCGGGUAACUGUAAGACUUAUCGGAACGAUGCGGAUGGUUACUGCCGUGCCGACUUUUCAGGUGCCGUGGUUCUGAAAAGGCUCGAUGAUGCUAUUGCCCAGAAUGACAACAUUUUGGCUGUCAUCUCUUCCUCGGCCAGGAACCAUUCUGGAAACUCUACAUCCAUCACAACAUCUGAUGCUGCUGCCCAGGAACGAUUGUUUCACAAGGUCUUGGGAAAUGCACGCGUCACGCCCGAAGAUAUCUCAUACGUCGAGAUGCACGGUACAGGGACCCAAGUCGGCGAUAAAGCAGAGAUAGGGGCGGUUUCCAGUGUCUUCUCGAAAAGAAGUGAUGGCAGACCUCUGCCUGUGGGAGCUAUCAAGGCAAAUAUAGGUCACAGUGAAGCGGCAGCAGGAAUGUCCUCACUACUUAAGAGCAUUCUCAUGUUCCAAAACAACACGAUACCACCACAGGCAGGAAUGCCUCACACUCUCAAUCCCAAUUUCCCCCCUUUACAUGAAAUCAACAUCAAAAUCCCCUCCGAGCCUCUCGAAUUCAAGGCAUCAGGCAACAAGCCUAGACGAAUACUUCUCAACAACUUUGAUGCAUCGGGCGGCAACUCAUGCCUACUACUGGAGGACUACACGGAUACGAAGGAAAGAAACGCCGAUGUUAGGUCCGCCCAUACCAUUGUUACGUCAGCGAGAACACAGUUGUCGCACGUUCUCAACAAGAAGAGGCUUCUGAAAUGGCUUCGAUCGAAUCCCAACACGCGCAUCGAAGACCUGGCGUACACAACUACUGCGAGAAGGAUGCAUCAUCCCAUCAGAUCGGCGAUUACUGCAUCAACUACUCCAGAGGUCAUUUCAAAACUUGAAACCGAAAUCGAACGCAAAGAUAGCUCUUCAGGGCAGCAUGCUUCCCCUGUUGUAUUCGUCUUCACUGGGCAGGGAUCCCAUUAUGGAGGUAUGGGUGCCGAGCUGUAUCGCUCAAGUUCCAUCUUCCGUGAGAGAGUCGACCUAUGUGCCUCCAUCUGUGCUGGAAAUGACUUCCCUCUCUUCUUGGACAUCAUCACCGAUGAAACAGUCAAUGUGUCUACAAAGAAUGCAGCUCAGGUACAACUCGCUGUAUUAACUUUGGAAAUGGCCCUCACCCAUUUCUGGCGAUCAGCUGGAAUUGAGCCUACCAUGGUAAUGGGACACAGUCUUGGAGAGUAUGCCGCCCUACACGCCGCUGGUGUUCUGUCUUUGGCAGACGCUUUGUAUCUCAUUGGCCAUCGCGCUCUUCUACUCUUGGAGCAAUGCGAACCCGACUCCUGUUCUAUGCUGUCAGUAUCCAUGCCAGUGGACAAAGUUCGGAACCACGUUACAAAGAUACGUUCCUCUUCCUGUAAUGUUGCUUGCAUCAACAGCUCUACCUCUACUGUUGUUAGUGGUACUGCCGAAGAUCUUGCAGAGUUCCAAUCGAGCAUUACAGCGCAAGACACAAAGGUUCGUGCGAAGACAUUACCUCUCCCAUAUGCCUUCCAUUCUUUCCAGAUGGAUCCAAUACUGGAGGACUACUCUCGCAUUGCGGCAGGUGUGACUUAUUCAGCACCCAAGAUCCCAGUGGCUUCAACUUUGCUUGGAUCUGUCAUUGAAAGAGAGGGGAUUUUCACCCAGGAGUACAUGGUCCAGCAGACACGCCAAGCGGUCGACUUUGUUGGUGGCCUUGUCGCUGUAAAGUCAAAGUUGGCUGACCCACUUUGGCUUGAAGUCGGGCCUGCACCAGUCUGCAUAUCUUUCGUGCGAGAUACCCUUUCCGCUCCAGCUUCCAAGAUGAUGCAUAGUUUUCAGCCAAAGACUAGCAACUGGAUGUCCUUGUCGAAAACUCUCGCGGCCAUGUACACUAGUGGUGUUGACAUCGACUGGCUCGCACUCCAUGCGCCAUACGAAAGCAACCUCAAGUUGUUGACACUUCCUUCCUACGCAUGGGACACGAAAAAUUUCUGGAUAACUCAUACCGACAGGGUCACAGAAGUAGUUUCCGAACAGUCCCCGGUUACCUCAUCCGAACCAAGCAUCUCUACCUGUGCUCAGUAUCUUGUCUCCAAGUCAUCUUCUCCAAAAAUACGGGUCACGCUUCGGGCUUCAAUUUCCGACCCGGGAUUUGUGGGACUUAUGGAUGGCCACAAAAUGCAAGGUGUUGGACUAUGUUCUGGAAGCGUCUUCUGCGAAGCUGCUUUUGCAGCGACUAAGUAUGCCCUCGAAUACAGUGGAAGGAAGAACGUAACACAGCCCUGGUUGACUCUCCACGACCCUGAGCUUCUUUUGCCCCUUACGAAGAAGCUAGUGGGCCCUGACGGCGAUCUCGUCACUACAGCUGUAAUGGACAGCCCCUCUGCCGAGACGAUUUCUGUUACAUUCAAAGCUACAUCUGCAAGUACAUCACAUGAUCUCGGUAAUUGCGUAGUCAAAGUUCGCGACCCUACCAGAAGUCAGGUUGAAUGGGACCGAAUAUCGUACUUCAUCAAAGCCAGGAUGGACGAGACGAUCAAAAAUGCCAAAGAAGGACAGGGUCAUAGAAUGCAACCAGAGGUCUUCUAUGCGCUUUUCGGCAACGCCGUUGAGUUUUCGCCGGAGUUCCAAGGUAUCAACGAGGCCUACAUUGCGAAAGAUUUCCAGGAGGCUGCAGCAAUAGUCACUCUUCCACAUGAUCCUAGCGGUACUAGAUUCACAUUCUCACCUUAUUGGGGUGAGGCUCUUGUGCAUUUAGCCGGCUUCACGGUAAAUGGCAACCCGGGCAAAUCUCCCAAGACCACGUUCAUCGUCAUGGGUUUCGCGAGUGUCGAGCAGACGGCCCCCCUGGUUCCCGGGAAGCAGUAUAUGACAUACACUCGUAUCUCGAAGUGGGUCAAGGACACAGCAUACUGCGACGCGAUUGUCUUUGAUCCCGAAUCUUCCAAGAUCAUCUUACAGUGUAUCGAUCUUCGUUACCAAGAGCUUCCCCGGGCUACCUGGAAGCAUAUACUCGAGGGACCACAUGGGACUCCCAUGGCACACGCACACAAACCUCCUGUCAGAGACAUCAGGAGGGACGCUGAAACAAGAGAGUUGCAACAACCCACUCCAGCCACAGUGCCAGUACAACAAAAGACAAUAAAUGAGCCCCAACAGCAGGAGGAAGAAUCUGCUGCGGACGCAGGGCUAUUCGAUGCAAUCUUGGACAGCAUUUCGAAAGCCACAGGUACCGAUCCCUCUGAAAUCACGGACGACACAAUGAUAGCCGAUCUCGGCGUUGACUCCAUCAUGGCCAUCGAAGUUGUCGCCACUGUAAAGGCUAACUCAGGGGUUGAUUUGCCCGCUGCAUUCGUCUUCGAGUAUCCUACUAUCGGUGAUCUUCGGAAAGAAUUUGGAGCGAACAAGCCCACGGCUGAAAAGCCGAAAUUCAGCACAGCCCCCUCUAGUGCUGGGUCUUCCAUCCCGUCAAGCCCCAAUUCAUUGGCUCACCCGAUGUCUGAAGCGGCUUCUUCGCUCUCUCUUACUUCGACAUCUCUUAGUGACAGGGACGAGUUGUUGCCCCUCGAACGCCAGAGAAAAACCAAGAGAGAACAGAAGCAACCGGUCAAGAUAGAUGAUGACACAUCACCGGAGCCCGUCGUCCGAAUCACGCUCCUGCAAGGCCGUCCCAGCUCCAAAAGAAUUCCGUUCUAUAUGAUGGCUGACGGUACAGGAACGAUUGCAACGUAUAUCCACCUGCCGUCCUUCAAGUCAAAAAUGCCUGUAUACGGCAUCGACUCGCCAUUCCUCCGCUGCCCGAAGAGAUUGACCAAAGAAGUUGGCAUUGAAGGGGUAGCAAGACUCAUCGUUGAUGCGCUCAUCAGAGCACAGCCCGAGGGUCCGCUCAUGAUUGGAGGUUAUUCGGCCGGCUCCAUCGUUGCAUACGAGGUUUGUCGCCAACUGGGCAAAGCCGGCCGCAAGGUGGAUGGUCUGCUGCUGAUGGACAUGUGCUGUCCACGAUCCAGUCUCUUGGAUGAAGACAAGAUGAACUCGGACGACGAUGCCAGCUACGCCAUUUUCGAAACCGCGGUUGCAAAAGAUGGGCUCUGGAGCGCCUCCGAUACCACCCAACUGCAUUUCCGCGCCUAUCAUGUCGCCAUGCACGCCUACCACCCGCCGUACAUGACGGAACAGGAAAGACCGGCUCGCACGGCUGUCAUCUGGGCUGAGAAGGGCAUGGUCAAUCGCGUGGUUGGCAAUGAGAAGCUGAUGAAGAUGUUGGUGGACCAAGGUAUCCCGACGACAUCGUAUCCUGGUUACAUGGAAGACCCCAAGCUAGGUUGCUUCGCCUGCUUGAUGCCAGACCGUAAGAAGGCUGACCUUGGGCCGAAUGGUUGGGAGAAGUAUACUGCUGGUGAGGUUUUGGCGCUUUCGGUGCCUGGAGACCAUCUCGAUCUGCCCAUGCCUGGCCAUGUCCACUUGCUUCAUGCUCAGAUGGAGAAGGCAUUUGCUUAUAUUGAGGAAUAG